This is a messenger RNA of Anolis carolinensis (green anole), 2901 nucleotides long. RefSeq names its product cyclin dependent kinase 8 (gene cdk8). Gene Ontology annotation, cellular component: nucleus. The coding region runs from base 332 to 1732 and encodes 466 amino acids. The transcript is spliced from 13 exons. NCBI's taxonomy places the organism in Eukaryota, Metazoa, Chordata, Lepidosauria, Squamata, Anolidae. Gene Ontology annotation, molecular function: protein serine/threonine kinase activity; ATP binding. The record is from RefSeq and is a predicted model, not a curated record. Gene Ontology annotation, biological process: protein phosphorylation.
AAGGGGAGGGGAGACUUUACGACGGCACUCUCCUUUUACGACAGUGCCGUAUUCCGAGGGGCGAGAUACCGGCUCUUGUGGCGCUUGGGGUCUUCUCAGCCGGCUGAGGGAAGAAGACGAAGGCGGAGGAGGAGGGGGAGGAGGAAAGCGGCCUGCACCCUCAGCCUCCGCGCCCCUGGGCCUUCCUUCCCUUCCCCGCCGCCCCGUCCUCCCUCCCGCCUAGCGACGCCGCCCUUUCCUCCCUCCCUCUUUCCCUUCCUCUCACCUGGAUGGUCUCCUCCUUCUCCCCCCCGGUUCCUGAGGCGAAGGCUCGAGGAGUCCAGGCCUCUGAAUGAAGAUGGACUAUGACUUCAAGGUGAAGCUGACCGGGGAGCGCGAGCGAGUGGAGGACCUCUUCGAGUACGAAGGCUGCAAGGUGGGCAGGGGCACCUACGGGCACGUCUACAAGGCCAAGCGGAAGGACGGGAAAGAUGAUAAAGAUUAUGCUUUAAAGCAAAUAGAAGGUACUGGAAUUUCUAUGUCUGCAUGCAGGGAAAUAGCACUGCUGCGUGAGCUCAAGCAUCCAAAUGUAAUUUCUCUGCAAAAAGUGUUUCUGUCGCAUGCAGACAGAAAAGUAUGGCUUCUCUUUGAUUAUGCAGAACAUGACCUCUGGCACAUAAUAAAGUUUCACAGAGCUUCUAAGGCAAACAAGAAGCCAGUUCAGUUACCCCGGGGAAUGGUGAAAUCUCUAUUAUAUCAGAUCCUAGAUGGUAUUCAUUACCUACAUGCUAACUGGGUGUUACACAGGGAUUUGAAACCUGCUAAUAUUUUAGUUAUGGGUGAAGGUCCUGAGCGAGGAAGAGUAAAAAUUGCUGACAUGGGCUUUGCCCGACUAUUUAAUUCACCUUUGAAGCCUUUAGCUGAUUUGGAUCCAGUAGUUGUAACAUUCUGGUAUCGCGCUCCAGAAUUAUUGCUUGGAGCAAGACAUUAUACCAAAGCUAUUGAUAUUUGGGCUAUAGGGUGUAUAUUUGCAGAACUGCUAACAUCGGAACCAAUAUUCCACUGCCGACAAGAAGAUAUAAAAACUAGUAAUCCAUAUCAUCAUGAUCAGCUGGACAGAAUAUUCAAUGUAAUGGGAUUUCCUGCAGAUAAAGAUUGGGAAGAUAUUAAAAAGAUGCCUGAGCAUUCAACGUUAAUGAAAGAUUUCCGAAGAAAUACGUAUACCAACUGCAGCCUUAUCAAAUAUAUGGAGAAACACAAAGUUAAGCCAGAUAGCAAAGCAUUCCACUUGCUACAGAAAUUGCUUACUAUGGACCCAAUAAAGAGAAUUACCUCAGAACAGGCUAUGCAGGAUCCUUAUUUCUUAGAAGAUCCACUUCCCACAUCUGAUGUGUUUGCAGGUUGUCAGAUCCCAUAUCCAAAACGAGAAUUUUUAACUGAAGAAGAGCCUGAUGACAAAGGAGACAAAAAGAACCAGCAGCAGCAACAGGGCAAUAACCACACAAAUGGAACUGGUCAUCCAGGAAACCAAGACAACAGUCAUACGCAGGGGCCUCCCUUGAAAAAAGUCAGAGUUGUUCCUCCUACCACUACCUCAGGUGGACUUAUUAUGACCUCAGAUUAUCAGCGUUCCAAUCCCCAUGCUGCCUAUCCAAACCCUGGACCAAGCACAUCACAGCCACAGAGCAGCAUGGGAUAUUCAACUACCUCCCAGCAGCCUCCACAGUACUCCCACCAGACGCACCGGUACUGAGCUGCACCUGAAUAAAGUCAAUGCACUGUUGCUAAGGCUGCAGGACUGGCUGUGCUGCUGUCUGCCUGGAACCUGGCUUUGGGCCGCAAGAAUGUACUGUAACUUGUUGCAUUUUCAAAAUGUCUGAUAGCCAAGUUCCACUACUUUUCACAGGCUGGGAGUAGUGGCUCCCUCAGAUUGUACCCAUUUAUGGAAUUAGACUUGAAAAGAAAGUACUAGCACAGUUUGUGUUGUGGAUAUGCUACUUCCAUAGUUUACUUGACAUGGUUCAGACUGACCAAUGCAUUGUUUUUCAGUGACAGUCUGUAGCAGUUGAAGCUGUGAAAUGUGCUAGGAGCAAGCAUUUUUGUUGUUGUGAUGAAUUCUAUUGAUGUUAACAACGUUAUCUGACCAAUAGUACGCAAAAUCUCUUAACUGGUAUUUGAAGCAUACAGUAUGUGUUAAUGAGAUGAAAACAAACUAACCGUGGCUGCAAUUGAGAGAAUUUUGAUAUACAUUGAUUUUUAGUGACUUUUUUGUGGGCUGAUUCAUUUUCCACAUUGAUCAAUGUUUUUGACCAACAAAUUUGCUGCAAAGAGAUUUUUUAAAAUUAAAAGAAACAUGAGCAUUUUUCCAGCAGAUUUACAAGCCUCCCAAAGAUUAAUUUUCAACAUAUGUUUAUUUUGUUCUCAAAUCUAUGACUUGACUGGUAUUAAAGCUGCUAUUCGAUAGUAAAUGAGUGUGUUAUUGAGAUAAAGCCGUUUGGUUCAGCAAACAAACUAAGAUGAUUGUCAUAGGCAGUGUUUUAUUUUUCCUGUUAGUGUUAACUGAUUUGUAAGCAUGCUUGGAAUUUAAAAAGCAUGAGUGAUGUUCCCAACAAACAAACAAACAAACAGUGCGGCAUUCAUUCAAAUAUUUUUGUCAUGAUUUUUGAAAGCUGGCUUGAUGUAGUGGAUAUUAAAUUUUGUUAAUUAUUUUUAAAAUAUCUUCGCACAUUUGUUUAGGGGCACCCUUAUUAAAGCAGAGGAUUAAGGUGUUAGGAGAACCCUAGAAUUUGAGGGAAAGCUAUACCAUACAAUGUACUGUAUCAAACUAUUUUACAUGAAUGACGCAGGUAUUCUGAAUUUUAAAGAAAAUCAACAUUGCUAAAAACAAGGUGUUACGUAAUAAAAUUAUUUUUCAUAAAUCUG